This is a messenger RNA of Perkinsus marinus ATCC 50983, 150 nucleotides long. RefSeq lists its product as hypothetical. The transcript is spliced from 3 exons. Bases 1 to 150 code for a protein of 49 amino acids. NCBI's taxonomy places the organism in Eukaryota, Perkinsozoa, Perkinsida, Perkinsidae. The record is from RefSeq and is a predicted model, not a curated record.
AUGGCGGCUCAAAUUGAGGACAAUGGGCGAUACUGGAUACAAGCAACUGGUGAUACUGUUAAGAUGAGGGGUGUUGACGAACAGACUCAUUGCAAAGGAUCUACGAGAGGAGACCUACGGACCCCUCUAUUGCACGAAAAAGGUGGUUGA